AUGAUAUUGGAGAAGCUCGGUCAGACUAAAAACAGGAACUAUGAAAACAUGGACCAACAGAACUUUGACUUCAGGAGAACACCCAAGGCGGAGAAGGUGCUGCUGUUCAGCCAGGACACCAACUUGACAUCUCUGCUGCUGGAGGCCAAAGACCUGGAGGCCCGAGUCAUCAUCCUCUCUGCUAGUGAGGACGAAGCUGCAGCUGUGUACAAAGCAGCCCGUCAGCUCAACAUGACCGGCUCUGGUUACGUCUGGCUGGUCGGAGAGAGAGAGAUGACCGGCAAAGCCCUCAGCGAGGCCCCAGAUGGCCUGCUUGGCCUCCAGCUGAUUAACGGUAAAAACGAGUCGGCGCACAUCGCGGACGCCGUGGCGGUGGUUGCUCAGUCCCUGCAGGAGUUGUUCGAGAAGGAGAACAUCACUGAGCCGCCGCGGGGCUGCGUGGGAAACACCAACAUCUGGAGGACGGGGCCGCUCUUCAAACGGGUGUUGAUGGCAUCCAAAUAUCCUGACGGUCUGACAGGACGGAUUGAGUUUAACGAUGAUGGCGACCGGCGCUUUGCUACCUACAGCAUCCUGAACUACCAACAGAAACCGGGUCGCCUCAUCCAGGUCGGAGUCUUCAAUGGAUCACAGGUUGUGAUGAACCCGCAGAGAAAGAUCAUCUGGCCCGGAGGAGAGACAGAGAAACCAGUCGGAUACCAGAUGUCCACAAGACUGAAGAUUGUGACGAUCCAUCAGGAGCCAUUUGUUUAUGUGAAACCAACAAAAACUGACGGGACGUGUAAAGAAGAGUUCACCGUCAACGGAGUCUUAAUCAAGAAGGUUAUCUGUACCGGACCCAACGGGACCAUCCCAGGUCAGCCCACCGUCCCUCAGUGUUGCUAUGGUUUCUGCAUCGACCUGCUCAUCAAACUGGCGAUGAGCAUGAACUUCACCUACGAGGUUCACCUAGUGGCUGAUGGGAAAUUUGGCACGCAGGAGAGAGUAAACAACAGUAAUAAGAAGGAGUGGAACGGCAUGAUGGGGGAGCUGCUGGGAGGUCUGGCUGACAUGAUCGUCGCCCCCCUCACCAUCAACAACGAGCGUGCUCAGUACAUCGAGUUCUCUAAGCCGUUCAAAUACCAGGGUCUCACCAUCCUAGUCAAAAAGGAAAUACCCCGCAGCACUCUGGAUUCAUUCAUGCAGCCGUUCCAGAGCACACUGUGGCUAUUAGUCGGUCUGUCGGUCCACGUGGUGGCAGUGAUGCUUUACCUAUUAGACCGGUUCAGCCCGUUCGGAAGGUUUAAAGUGAAUAGUGAAGAAGAAGAAGAAGACGCCCUCACCUUGUCCUCAGCUAUGUGGUUCUCAUGGGGAGUACUGCUGAACUCUGGGAUAGGAGAAGGAGCUCCCAGGAGUUUCUCAGCGAGGAUUCUUGGUAUGGUGUGGGCAGGUUUUGCUAUGAUCAUCGUAGCUUCAUAUACUGCCAACUUGGCAGCCUUCCUUGUGUUGGACCGGCCUGAGGAGCGCAUCACUGGCAUCAAUGACCCCAGGCUUCGGAACCCCUCAGAUAAGUUUAUUUACGCCACAGUGAAGCAGAGCUCGGUAGAUAUCUACUUUAGACGGCAGGUGGAGCUAGACACCAUGUACCGGCACAUGGAGAAACACAACAACGAGAGCGCUGCUGAGGCCAUUCAGGCUGUUAGAGACAAUAAGCUUCAUGCAUUCAUCUACAGCGCUGUGUUGGAGUUCGAGGCAUCACAGAAGUGCGAUCUAGUGACAACGGGAGAACUUUUCUUCCGCUCAGGAUUCGGGAUUGGAAUGAGGAAAGACAGUCCGUGGAAACAGAACGUUUCUUUGGCUAUUCUCAGCUCUCACGAGAAUGUCAUGGAGGAUUUGGAUAAGACAUGGGUACGGUACCAGGAGUGUGACUCUAGGAGCAGCCCCGCCACCCUAACCUUUGAGAACAUGGCAGGUGUGUUCAUGCUGGGUAGCUGGUGGCAUCGUCGCGGGAUAUUCCUCAUCAUCGAGAUUGCGUACAAACGACACAGUGCCCGAAGGAAACAGAUGCAGCUGGCCUUCGCUGCUGUGAACGUCUGGAGGAAGAACCUACAGGAUAGGAAAAGUGGUAGAGCAGAGCCCGAGCCCAAAACCUCUUUUAGGUCCAUCACUUCGACCUCCGACCUCAAACGCCGUAGGGCCUCCGGGGACACCACGCCGUACCCGACUGACAUCACCGGCCAGCUCAACCUAUCAGAUCCCUCCGUCAGCACCGUGGUCUGA
Notolabrus celidotus (New Zealand spotty) is the source of this 2259-nucleotide messenger RNA. RefSeq names its product glutamate receptor, ionotropic, N-methyl D-aspartate 1b (gene grin1b). The record is from RefSeq and is a predicted model, not a curated record. Gene Ontology annotation, cellular component: plasma membrane; NMDA selective glutamate receptor complex; synapse. Gene Ontology annotation, biological process: regulation of membrane potential; chemical synaptic transmission; ionotropic glutamate receptor signaling pathway. NCBI's taxonomy places the organism in Eukaryota, Metazoa, Chordata, Actinopteri, Labriformes, Labridae. Gene Ontology annotation, molecular function: NMDA glutamate receptor activity.